CUUACACAUACGCGGCUUUCUUUUCUCUUCUCUUAUUUUUCUGCUGUUCGUCGUCUUCUUCGCCUUUCCAUACCCAAACCCUCACACACCAAACACACAUGAUCAUACCUGCCGCCUGAACCAUAAUCUAUCAACUUUUUGAUAAGCGAUUGAUCAAUUUACUUCCUCAUCGGUUGAGUUUCUUUCAUACCUAAUUCGGAGGUGUUUCUUUGAUCUUGUUUGAUAUAUUGUUUGAUGAGAGAUGGCGAAUUACCAUGGGGAUUUUAGCCAGAAGAUUGAUUAUGUGUUUAAGAUCGUACUGAUUGGGGACUCUGCUGUGGGUAAAUCUCAGUUGUUGGCUCGUUUUUCCAGGAAUGAGUUUAGUUUGGAUUCCAAGGCAACGAUUGGUGUUGAGUUCCAGACCAAGACUAUGGUAAUUGAUCACAAGAACGUUAAGGCUCAGAUUUGGGAUACGGCUGGUCAAGAAAGAUACCGAGCUGUGACUAGUGCUUACUACAGAGGAGCCGUGGGAGCAAUGCUGGUCUAUGACAUAACCAAACGUCAAUCAUUUGAUCACAUAGCCAGGUGGUUGGAGGAAUUAAGAGGCCAUGCUGAUAAUAACAUCAUCAUCAUGCUCAUCGGCAACAAAUCUGACUUGGAUUCCCAACGUGAUGUAUCCACCGAGGACGCAAAAGAAUUUGCCGAAAGGGAAGGUCUCUUUUUCAUGGAAACAUCUGCCCUUGAGGCCACAAACGUGGAACCAGCUUUUCUCACCAUCCUUACUGAGAUUUAUCGAACAGUCAGUAAGAAAUCUCUUGUCGCUAAUGAAGAAGCAGAAGGUAAUUCCGCCCUCCUUAAGGGAACCGAUAUUCUUGUUCCUGGUCCGGACCCCGUAUCCAGAGUAACCAAGUUCAGCUGUUGCACAUCUUCGUAGAGCAUGUUGAUGCCACGACUCAGGUAACCUCGUGUCUGAAAUUGUGUAAUUGAAUUUCUUUUUCUGCUUCCCUCCUUCCCGAAAGAAGAGUAUACCAUGUUGCAAUUCAUGUCAAGUACCAUAAAGUAGCAAAAAUUGUGAAUCAAGUGUGUAACAAAAUCCAUAUCAAUUCCAAAUUCAUGUUUUUUCAUAUUGAA
Messenger RNA from Cynara cardunculus var. scolymus (artichoke), 1110 nucleotides. RefSeq names its product ras-related protein RGP1-like. Lineage: Eukaryota; Viridiplantae; Streptophyta; Magnoliopsida; Asterales; Asteraceae. Bases 242 to 913 code for a protein of 223 amino acids. Gene Ontology annotation, molecular function: GTPase activity; GTP binding. The record is from RefSeq and is a predicted model, not a curated record. The transcript is spliced from 2 exons. Gene Ontology annotation, cellular component: endosome.